GCGCUGCUGCAGGCUUCCUGUCAUCAUGGUUAACAUUCCUAAAACCCACCGUACUUUCUGUAAGAAGUGUGGCAAGCACCAACCUCACAAAGUAACACAGUACAAAAAGGGCAAGGAUUCUCUGUAUGCCCAAGGGAAGCGUCGUUAUGACAGGAAGCAGAGUGGCUAUGGAGGUCACACUAAGCUGAUUUUCCAGAAAAAAGCUAAGACUACAAAGAAGAUUGUGCUGAGGCUUGAAUGUGUUGAGCCCAGUUGCAGAUCUAAGAGAAUCCUAGCUAUUAAGAGAUGCAAACAUUUUGAACUAGGUGGAGAUAAAAAGACAAAGGGGCAAGUCAUUCAGUUCUAAGCCCCAACGUUUUGUUAUUUAGAUAAUGUAU
Messenger RNA from Perognathus longimembris pacificus (Pacific pocket mouse), 377 nucleotides. RefSeq names its product 60S ribosomal protein L36a-like. The coding region runs from base 26 to 346 and encodes 106 amino acids. Gene Ontology annotation, biological process: translation. Gene Ontology annotation, cellular component: ribosome; cytosolic large ribosomal subunit. Gene Ontology annotation, molecular function: structural constituent of ribosome. NCBI's taxonomy places the organism in Eukaryota, Metazoa, Chordata, Mammalia, Rodentia, Heteromyidae. The transcript is spliced from 2 exons. The record is from RefSeq and is a predicted model, not a curated record.